This is a messenger RNA of Pedinophyceae sp. YPF-701, 657 nucleotides long. The record is from the annotation of a GenBank genome assembly. Lineage: Eukaryota; Viridiplantae; Chlorophyta; Pedinophyceae.
AUGCACAUGGCGCGGGUUCUGAUUGCCGCGCUCGUCGCGCUGUGCGCGGCGUCAGCGGAGGCACAAUUCGACGAGGCGACCCGGGACUUGCUGAGCGGCAUGCCGGCAUUCAGGCACCCCCUCACUGACAUGCCGCCGGACGCAGAAGGUGUGAAGAUGAAGUGGGUCGCGCCGCAAAACCCGACGCUCGACAUCCCGCAGGGCGAUGUCAUGGAGAUUUUGGUUGGCAUGCGCAACGACGGAGAUGAGGCCCUGAAUGUAACCGGCAUGAUGGGCUCGAUCUCCCUCGGCGAACGGUUUGAUGCCUACAUCCAGAACUUCACCUACCAGGGACCCAAUGGCGCUGACGAAUCUCCCCUGGUGGUCGAAGUCGGCGAGGAGGCAACUUUCAAGUAUGUCACACACCCGGACCCGUCCCUGCCUGUGCGCAAGGCCGGCUACAAGAUUGCCGUCUCUGUCUUUUACAACGCUGAUGGGAUUGAGUACUCGUCGACGCCAUUCAACGAGACCGUCCAGAUGGUGGAGCCCAACCGAUGGAUCGAUCUGGAGCUGGUGUUCAUGUGGGUCAUGAUUGCUGGCGUGUUCGCUGGGCUGGGCUACGUCGUGGCCCAGCAAUUUGUCGACACCUCAGUCGGAAAGCGGGUGCGUCGCUCCUGA